AUGACAGAAACCUCGGGUUCAGAUCCUUCGGCUUGUGCAAACGAAGAUGUCCUUGAAUACACAGCGUACAGCGAUAGCGUAUUAAAUUCCGAUGAAGAAUCUCUCGAUUUUGAUUUGUACGAUGACGAAGAUUACCUACUUUCGUACUUACUUAGCGAGCUAGAAUUCUACGACCAAAAGCAUGGAAGAAUUUCCAGGCGAAAUGGCGGAAGGAAACUAUCGAUGAAAGCAAGACAAACUCCUCGAGAAAAUUAUGGAGAAACUCCUGCCAAACUUGAAGGCGCCGGAACGUCCGCCAACAAAGAGCUGCGGAUCAAGGAAAUGGCCGUUGCAAAUUCGAAGAAAAAGAAGGAGAACAGUACUAAAAAGGCAAGGAAGUCGAGUGGAAUUGUCGAUGACAAAGUAGCUACAAGAAGGGCUAAGAAGGGUUGCCUCAAAAAUAAGCUUGCUGACAAGAGAGCGGACCAUGAACCCUUCAGUCAGACAACAGAUCUAACAAUAUUCUACAAUAAUUCUGACUUUGUUCUCGGAUCAGGAAACAGUGUUAAAUUUGGCGACCAGGAGUUGAUGAACUUGCUGAUUGAACUUCAGGACCGCGACAUUACGCCAGAAGAUUAUGAUCUCCUCGUGCAGUUAGAUUCUUCUGUAAAACCGAAGACAUUGUCGGAGGCUCAGAUUAACAGUCUUCGAUCAGACACUGUUACAGCUAAAUUAGAUGACGUAUGUAGUAUUUGUAUAGAAGACUAUGACUGUGGGGAAGUGAGAAAGUUUCUUCCCUGUGGGCAUUAUUUUCAUGGGCAAUGUAUCAGCACAUGGCUCAGCUGGACAUCAAACAGGUGUCCAAUUGAUGGAAGAGAAGUCACUAGGUAG
Porites lobata is the source of this 870-nucleotide messenger RNA. The record is from the annotation of a GenBank genome assembly. Lineage: Eukaryota; Metazoa; Cnidaria; Anthozoa; Scleractinia; Poritidae.